GGGUUCCUUCUGUCACUUUAGGUAUGUACCAGGCCUCUGCUGUCAGCCUCCUUCCGCGAGACAUUCCCUCCUGUCACAGCCCCUCCCCAGGGUUCUCCCACCUCCCUACCUCCUCUUCUCAGCUGGCCCCGGAUCUCCUCCAGUUCCCUUUGGGUCACGACCCGAGCUUCCUUGCCAUCCCCAUUCUGACACUCCCUCCCAGUGACAGUCUAGUCCCACCGUACAUUGUGUGGCCUUCUGCUCUCAUCUCAUUCUUGGGCUGCACUCUUACAGUCCAGUUCUCCAACGGGAAGCUACAGAGUCCAGGCAACAUGCGCUUUACCUUGUAUGAGAACAAAGAUUCCACCAACCCCAGGAAGAGGAAUCAACGGAUCCUGGCAGCUGAAACAGAUAGGCUCUCCUAUGUGGGAAACAAUUUUGGGACAGGAGCCCUCAAAUGCAACACUUUGUGCAGGCACUUUGUGGGAAUUUUGAACAAGACCUCUGGCCAAAUGGAAGUAUAUGAUGCUGAAUUGUUCAACAUGCAGCCACUAUUUUCAGAUGUAUCAGUUGAGAGUGAACUGGCGCUAGAGAGUCAGACCAAAACUUACAGAGAAAAGAUGGAUUCUUGUAUUGAAGCCUUUGGUACCACCAAACAGAAGCGAGCUCUGAACACCAGGAGAAUGAACAGAGUUGGCAAUGAAUCUUUGAAUCGUGCAGUGGCUAAAGCUGCAGAGACUAUCAUUGAUACGAAGGGUGUGACUGCUCUGGUCAGCGAUGCUAUCCACAAUGACUUGCAAGAUGACUCCCUCUACCUUCCUCCCUGCUAUGAUGAUGCAGCCAAGCCUGAAGACGUGUAUAAAUUUGAAGAUCUUCUUUCCCCUGCGGAGUAUGAAGCUCUUCAGAGCCCAUCUGAAGCUUUCAGGAACGUCACGUCAGAAGAAAUACUGAAGAUGAUUGAGGAGAACAGCCAUUGCACCUUUGUCAUAGAAGCGUUGAAGUCUUUGCCAUCAGAUGUGGAGAGCCGAGACCGCCAGGCCCGAUGCAUAUGGUUUCUGGAUACCCUCAUUAAAUUUCGAGCUCAUAGGGUAGUUAAGCGGAAAAGUGCUCUGGGACCUGGAGUUCCCCACAUCAUCAACACCAAACUGCUGAAGCACUUUACCUGCUUGACCUACAACAAUGGCAGAUUACGGAACUUAAUUUCGGAUUCUAUGAAGGCGAAGAUUACUGCAUAUGUGAUCAUACUUGCCUUGCACAUACAUGACUUCCAAAUUGACCUGACAAUGUUACAGAGGGACUUGAAGCUCAGUGAGAAAAGGAUGAUGGAGAUAGCCAAAGCCAUGAGGCUGAAGAUCUCCAAAAGAAGGGUGUCUGUGGCCGCCGGCAGUGAAGAAGAUCACAAACUGGGCACCCUGUCCCUCCCGCUGCCUCCAGCCCAGACCUCAGACCGCCUGGCAAAGCGGAGGAAGAUUACCUAGACGCAUGCUUUCCAGACAGGGCGUUUUGGCUGCAUCACAGCCACUGGCUGGUCCUAUUCAUUUCCAUUUUUAUGUAUGUUUUGAAAAGAAAAGGUCCGGGGAUGGUGGCUCACACCUGAAAUCCCAGCACUUUGGGAGGCCGAGGCAGGAAGAUCAUUGAGCUCAGGAGUUUGAAACCAGUCUGGGCAACAUAGGGAGACCCCAUCUCUACCGGAGAGAAAAAAAAAGAGUCAGGCCUGGUGGUGUGCGCCUGUAAUCCCAGCUACUCGGGAGGCUGAGGCAGGACGAUUACUUGAGCUUGGGAAAUCAAGGUUGCAGUGAGCUAUGAUUGUGUGGCCACACUCCAUCCUGGGUCACAGAGUGAGACCUUGUCUCAAAAAAGUAACAUAAGGAAAAAAGAAGCCUUGCUUUAGCACAGGUAUGAAGCCAGAAGCCAGCAUCUCAACUGUGCUUGUCUUAUGCAGAAAUAUAAAGCGAUGGCCAGGUUGGACUUCA
This is a messenger RNA of Pan troglodytes (chimpanzee), 1952 nucleotides long. RefSeq names its product RNA polymerase I subunit E (gene POLR1E). Gene Ontology annotation, biological process: DNA-templated transcription. Lineage: Eukaryota; Metazoa; Chordata; Mammalia; Primates; Hominidae. Gene Ontology annotation, molecular function: DNA binding. The transcript has 11 exons. The coding region runs from base 24 to 1457 and encodes 477 amino acids. The record is from RefSeq and is a predicted model, not a curated record.